Amoebophrya sp. A25 is the source of this 1194-nucleotide messenger RNA. Lineage: Eukaryota; Dinophyceae; Syndiniales; Amoebophryaceae. The record is from the annotation of a GenBank genome assembly.
CUUCAAGACCCAACAGCAGAGAAUGCGGAGCUCUCAGCCAGGUCUGAAUAGUGGAAGAGGUGGCUUCCAGCAGCAAGGUCGUGGAGGUGGACGAGGUGGACCUUCAUCACGUUCAAGGCGUGGCACGUCAGGAGCAGACCAGUCUAGUUCUAGAGGCGCUGCCGGACAGGAUUUCAUUACGCAGUGCGUGAUUUGCUUCCAGCCUCCGAUUCAACUGAGGACGAAUUUGCCUUUCCCGAUAGCGUACGAGAUUCAUUCUGGUGCAGAUGCUUUGGAUGGGGGUAGUUCCAGUAGGGCAGGUGGGAGCACAGCAUCCGGCAGUAGAAGAAGUGGUAGGAAUGCUGGUGGAAGCGGGUGGUCUUUUUUUGGUGGCGGCUCAUCAUCAAGUCGUCGCGCAAGGCGGCCGCCCUCUGGCGCUCCCAGUAGUAACGAGGUGUGCUCGGGUCAGCUCAGGCUGAACGAGCGGCAAGACGUGCACCAAGUGUCGCUUGACAAGGGAACGCUGACGAUGACACUGUGCAUGUACGCAACCGAGUGGAUGCAGACUCCUGUUGAGAUUUACCGACCGGCUUUUAUAGCGCCACAAGGUGAGACGUGGAAUCGCGGUCGCGACAGUGGGCUCAGCUAUUACCGAGAAGGCAUUCAAGAGCCGCAAUUCCAGAGACGGACCAUAGCAGAACAAGGCGGCGGUCGAGCCGGCGGCAGCUACACGAGUGGCGGCACUAGUCGAUCUGUUGCAGCUACGAACUCAGAGCAUGUUCCAGUCUUCUGCAAUGCUGUUCAAAAACCUGGCGCGACGAAUUACAGCCUAGCAACUGCUGGCUUCAAACAGGGUGGCCAAAAAGCGGGGAAGAACAAGAUGACAGGUAGCAAAGGCACAGGUGGAGGAGCCGGUGGUGGCAAUAGUGCCACUGCGGCUGCAGCGGGGGACGAUUUAGAGUACGACAGACUGAAGUUCGCACUAUCGGACCCAUUUGGACAGCAAACAAACCUCUGGGUAGAGUUCCAGAACCGGAGCGACGGCGUUUUGGACAUCAUCCUCUACACCGACUUAGUUCUAUGCAACUAUUUACCCCUGAACGUUGCAAAGAGCUUGCGUUUCCUCUAUUUCGACCGUCGAGGCGUGGACGUGCAGAGCUCAGACUACGGCUGGGGCGAUUGGUUUGACGACACUUUGCUCGAGCAUCAUCAGUC